UUGUGAACAAAACAUUUGUGACAAAACUCCAGCAGACUGGUAAGGAAGGGAAAGCCUGAAAGAUUUUGGCAUGGUUUUGAAUCUUCAACAAGUCCUGAUCCACUUUCCUCCUUUCUCCAACUUAUUUCCUCUUCAUUACAGAAACUUUGCAACUUCCUCUUCUUCCCAAUGCUAUGUCCGAUCCAUAAUCAAACUCUGCAAUAAAGUUGAGCACUUAAAACCACUCAAAUCACUCAUUAUUAUAACUGGGUUAUCUGGUUAUAAACUCGUUAUUUCCGAGUUUAUCGGACGUUGCUUCCAUCUGGGUAACACUGAACUUGGGUUGUCUGCAUUCUAUGCAUCAAAUAACCGCAGUUUGCUGUUGCAGAAUUUGAUAAUUAAGCAUCUCUGUAGCUUGGGGUUAUACCAAGAUGUAAUAUCUGUGUACAAAACUUGCAAGUAUUUUGGUACGUCUGAUGGUAACUACACGUUCCCUUAUGUAUUUAAGGCAUGUUCAGUUCUUUGUGAUGUAGAAUUAGGUAAAGAGAUUCAUGGUGUUGUUAUAAGAACUGGGUUUGGUACGAAUGUUUUUGUACAGACUGCAUUGGUUGAUUUUUACUCGAAAAUCGGGAGAAUGGACAUUGCACGGUUGGUGUUCGACAAAAUGUCUGAAUGGGAUAUGGUUUCUUGGAAUGCUUUGAUUUCAGGUUAUUCUUUUAAUGGCUUUGAUUAUGAGGCACUUAAGGUAUUACAGGACUUGUGGGGGAAGGGUGUUAAGCCAAAUGUGACAACUUUGGCCAGCAUUUUCCCUGUUUGCACUCGUUUAGGGUUUCAAUUACUGGGUAGGUCUUUGUACGGCUAUGCUGUGAAAUCUGGCUUCCAUCAUCAUGAAAUGUUGAUUCCAGCUCUAAUUUCAAUGUAUGCUACCAUGGGUGAAAUUCACAUUGCUAGAUGCUUGUUUGAUCUUUCACCUAUAAAAAAUGUGGUCAUUUGGAACUCUAUGAUCUAUGCUCAUGCAAGAAACCAAAUGCCUGAAACAGCCUUUGAAAUGUUCCAGAAAAUGCUCUCUGCUGAUUUACCUCUUAACGCAGCCACUUUUGUAUCUGUGAUCCCAUGCUCUGAAACAGUAAAUCUUCUCUUCCACGGCGAAACCCUUCAUGGGUGUGUAAUAAAACACGGGGUUGAUAAUCAGGUUUCUGUUGUAACAUCCCUGAUAUCUAUGUACGAGAAGCUAGGAGAUGUUCAGUCAGCUGCAAAAGUUUUUACUUGGAUGCCUCACAAAAACAUCCUUGCUUGGAAUUCAAUCGUUUCAGCGUACGUGCAUCAUGGCCUCUCACAAACGAGUCUAAAUGCAGUCCAUGAGAUGCAAGUAUCAGGGAUUGAGGCAGAUUCGAUUUCCAUUGUCAAUAUUUUUUCUGCCUGUUCAGAGCUAGAGGAGCUUCGUCUUGGUAAGUCUGCCCAUGCCAUAACCAUGAGAAAGGGUUUUGAUUCAGAUAUUAUUGUGUUGAAUUCUAUAUUGGGAUUUUAUUCUAGCUGCCAUCAACUUCACUCCUCUUUUAAGGUUUUUGAUUUGAUAGCCUCGAAAAAUACUAUAUCAUGGAACACUAUGAUAUCUGGUUGUGCAUAUAAUGGAGAAAUGAGAAAAGCUGCAGCCUUUUUUUCAGGAAUGCAGCUUGAAGGAGUGCAACCAGAUGUUGUUAGCCUGAUUAGUAUCCUUCCUAGUCUGAAUGAAAGUAGUAAUUUGGCACAAGGGAUGAAUCUUCAUGCUUUUGCUCUCAAAUUGUGCUUCACUUUUGAUGUUACAUUAGCUAAUGCUCUGAUUAGCAUGUAUUCUAGCCGCGGUGACCUGGAUUCUGCUGCAAUGAUUUUCCAUGCUAUGACAGACAGAUGUUUGGUUUCUUGGAACUCAUUACUCACUAGUUACCGAUGUCACAAUUUACACAAAGAGGUAAUAAUCUUGGUCAAGAAAAUGAUAAAAGAUGGUCAGAAUCCAAAUUACAUUACCUUGCUAAAUAUAUUACCUGGGUGCUCUACACUUUUGCAAGGUAAAUCAGUUCACUCUUACGCUAUCAGAAUAGGGGCUAUGCUGCAAACUCCCUUUUUGACAUCUUUGAUCUGUAUGUAUUCAAGAUUUAACAAUAUAAUUUCCUGCUUCUUACUCUUUGAGGCCGGGGAUAAAUUGGAUGUUUCUUUAUGGAAUGUGAUGAUGUCGGUAUUGCUUGAAGCAAGAGAGUUAGAAAAAGCAGUUUCUAUCUUUUGUGAAUUGCUUCAGACUGAGGUUAAAGUGGAUUAUAUAACCAUUCUGAGCUUGGUUUCAGCUUGUAUUCAGAUAAACAGCAUCUCUGUCACUAAUUCUGUGUUGGCAUUUGUGAUUAAGAAUGGUUUUCUCCAAGAAACAACCGUUGGUAAUUCUUUUAUAGAUUUGUAUGCAAAAUGUGGGGAUAUUCAGAUGGCUAGGAAAGUGUUUAAGAGUUUGCUGGAGAAGGACACCGUCUCUUGGAGUGUAAUGAUAAACGGGUAUGGUUUACAUGGAGACGGGGAAGGUGCAGUUUCUCUGUUUUCAGAGAUGGAAGAUUCCGGAAUAAAGCCUGAUAGCAUUACAUAUCGUAGUAUCUUAUCAGCUUGCAGCCAUUCUGGGUUAACUGAUCAAAGCAACAUUAUACUCAAUUCAAUGCAAAAGAAGGGGAUUCAACCAACAAUUGAAGAUUAUGGGUGUGUUCUUGAUCUUCUUAGUAGAAAAGGUUUGUUGUUUGAGGCAUAUGCCAUUGUAAAGAGAAUGCAGGGUGGAGUGUCAGUGAGUAUACUGGAGUCUUUGCUAGGUGGUUGUAUGGUACAUGGAAAUGUUGAAAUUGGAGAAAAAGUAGGGGAGUUUCUUAUUUAUAAGGAUCCUGAAAAUGUAGCAGCAUAUGUGACACUUCAUAACAUCUAUGCUGGUGGUGGAAGAUGGCAAGAUGCAAACAAAAUAAGGAGUAUGAUGGAAGAGAGAGAAUUGAGUAAAGCUGCUGGGUUUAGCAUGCUUGAUGGACAGAAACUAUGAAAGACUUGUAAAAAAAAAAAAAGUUUGUGAAGGACUUAAGGCGAAGUUGCCGGAGUUAAAAUUUAUCCGUGUUGGUAGCAAACAUCAGUGUAGCUGUUUCAAAGAUGUGCUUAGGUGGCAGAAAGACGGAAACUGUUUAGAUAGAAUGCUCGUCGCAGGUACAUGUUGUAUUCUAAGGCGUUGUUCGGUAAAGUUAGCGGUAGCCGGUAGCUAUUGGAAUAGUGGGUAGCUGUUGGAAUAGCGGGUAACUGUCGGAAUAGCGGUCAAUAGUAGCGGGUAACGGUUAGCUGUCAAAGUAGCGGGUAACUAAGAUGAAUGUCCGGUAAAAGUAGCGUUUGAGAUUGUAAAAUACAAUAAAAACUAUAUAUUCAUACGCUACAAUUUUUAACGUUUCACAAAAGAUAUCCAACCGCUACAUCA
Molecule: messenger RNA, 3436 nt
Organism: Spinacia oleracea (spinach)
Lineage: Eukaryota; Viridiplantae; Streptophyta; Magnoliopsida; Caryophyllales; Amaranthaceae
Product: pentatricopeptide repeat-containing protein At4g39952, mitochondrial-like
Exons: 1
Coding region: 71-3016 (981 amino acids)
Biological process (GO): RNA modification
Molecular function (GO): protein binding; RNA binding
Source: RefSeq, a predicted model, not a curated record